AUGAAGAGCAGCUUCCUAUUCAAGUUUGCAAAAGCAACGGUAAAAAUCCAAAAUGAUAAAAACCAUGUAUCAAUUAGCAUAUGCUAUUUUUUUCUCGCAGUCUUCAAAUUUUAUUAAUUUGGUUGUAGAUUUCUAUUUCGCUGACCUAGGAAACGGAAAGGAAAAAGAAAAUCAAAAAGUAAACGGAGUAGGAGACGAAAAACAUUAACAGCAAGCAUAUGUAUCCCAAUAUUGUUGUUUAUUAUUAUUAUUAUUUAUUCAUUUGUUUAUCGGAGAUUUAUUAAAUGAAUGUUUGGACUUUUUUCUUGUUACAGGCAUCUCUUUCAUGCUGUUGUGGUGGUAUUCCCGGCAUGCACGGGUUACCAGGCCGUGACGGACGUGACGGCCGAGAAGGACCGAAAGGUGACCCGGGAAGCCCGGGAAAGACUGGACCUCGGGGACCUGCUGGUGUAAAUGGAAAAGAUGGUGCUAAAGGAGAGCCUGGUGUACGGGGCCCACCAGGUCCAAAAGGAGAGCGUGGACAAGGUCUAAUGCCCUUUAAGAACUGGAAAGAGUGCGCUUGGAAAGAUUUAAACGAUGACAAAGAUAACGGUUUAAUAAAGGUAAAGUUACAAGAACUCUUGGUCCCCAUUUAUCUUUUCUGCUUUUAUCUUAUUUUACCCAAGCGAUUUAAUUAUUCUGGGUUUAUUCCCGUCAUAUUUAGGACUGUUUCUUCACCAAAAACUUUUCUGACACCGCUCUUCACGUUUCCUGGACUGGUGCGCUAAGAAUCUACAAGUGUACAGACUGUUGCAAACGCUGGUACUUCACUUUCAACGGCGCAGAGUGUUCAGCUCCCUUACCCAUUGACGGUGUUGUGUACAUGUGGCAAGGUAACACUCAAAGCAUUCUCCGCGUCCGCCAUAUUGAGGGGCAUUGUAACAACAUUCACAAAGGAACGGUGCGCGUGGGAUUUUGGGUUGGUAAUUGUCAAGAACGAUCACCUGGUGACGCCUACACGGGCUGGAUUUCUGUGUCCAGGAUCUUCAUUGAAGAAGUUCCCAAAGCUCAGGCCUAAAUGUCGAGGCAAAACAUACCUUCCUGCAAUGAAAAACUUUUAAAAGUUCUUUAAUCAAGAGUAUAGUUUUAUAGGUUACUAGCAGAUGGAUCAUAUAGAUUGUGAUA
Porites lobata is the source of this 1164-nucleotide messenger RNA. NCBI's taxonomy places the organism in Eukaryota, Metazoa, Cnidaria, Anthozoa, Scleractinia, Poritidae. The record is from the annotation of a GenBank genome assembly.